Messenger RNA from Raphanus sativus (radish), 601 nucleotides. RefSeq names its product probable amino-acid acetyltransferase NAGS2, chloroplastic. NCBI's taxonomy places the organism in Eukaryota, Viridiplantae, Streptophyta, Magnoliopsida, Brassicales, Brassicaceae. The record is from RefSeq and is a predicted model, not a curated record. Gene Ontology annotation, molecular function: L-glutamate N-acetyltransferase activity, acting on acetyl-CoA as donor. Gene Ontology annotation, cellular component: cytoplasm. Gene Ontology annotation, biological process: L-arginine biosynthetic process.
AUGGAAUGGGGACUAUGGUUGCUAGUGAUGUAUACGAAGGAACACGAGAUGCCAAAGUGGAUGAUCUUGCAGGAAUCAGACAUAUCAUCAAACCUUUGGAGGAAGCUGGGAUCUUGGUCCGCAGAACCGAUGAGGAGCUACUCCAAGCUUUGGAGUCCUUCGUGGUUGUAGAAAGAGAAGGCCAGAUCAUCGCUUGUGCAGCUCUGUUCCCAUUCUUCCAAGACAAAUGCGGAGAAGUUGCAGCCAUCGCAGUUGCAUCAGACUGCCGCGGUCAAGGCCAAGGCGAUAAACUGCUAGAUUACAUAGAGAAGAAAGCUUCCUCUCUCGGGCUGCACACGCUGUUCCUACUCACAACGCGUACAGCAGACUGGUUCGUGAGACGAGGGUUCCAAGAAUGUUCAAUAGAGGUGAUACCAGAGACUAGAAGGCAAAGAAUCAACCUCUCAAGAAAAUCAAAGUACUACAUGAAGAAGCUACUCCCUGAUAAGAGUGGCAUCUCAAUAUAACAACAACAACAACAACAGCGUUCAUUAUUAUUGUUUAAAAACCAAAAAAAAAAACAUUUUGCAAUCAAUCAAACUUUUUUAAUUUCUAUUCCAAA